Molecule: messenger RNA, 1756 nt
Organism: Pseudo-nitzschia multistriata
Lineage: Eukaryota; Bacillariophyta; Bacillariophyceae; Bacillariales; Bacillariaceae
Source: the annotation of a GenBank genome assembly
CGUUCUCUACAAGAGCAAAACAAUACAUCAAGGACGACACGGAACUUGCAUGAAAGGUUGUAAGAGAUYCACAUUGAUUACGGUGCUGCCUCGACACUAGACAGUAAUUUGCAUUCCUGCCAUGAAACUUUUCAGGUCCUACAAAGGUCGGAAAACCGAGGAAGAGGACCCAGUCCAAGCCACCAUUGGCGACAUCGACGAUGAGUCGAACUAUCCAUACGAAGACGAGGUGAAGGCGGCAGCCGAGAUGGAAAGCAUUCUUGGAAAUGCUGUCUCCAUCACGGAACGCAACCACGGCAGCCUCCUCAGCCUGAGAUCCAGAACCUUUGACAGCCUGGGUUCGCAAGAAGAWCUCUCGUUCUCCGACGGGCAGCUUCAAGAGAACGAUUCCCACAGCUAUGUUUCUAGAUCCUCCUCGCUCCAGAGCGCGGCUUCCGUGACCACCUUCGUCAAGGUCGACAGGGGAGAUCCCGYGACGCUGACGCGGAAAUUCUGGGAGGCCAUGCUGGCCGGGGAACAAAACCACGGUGUGCCGGACGACKUGGAAUUCGCGAACGACCCGUCGGCGUCUCUGAAGAAAGUCCGCUCCUGGAGCAAGCUGCGGCAAGAAAUCAAGGGGGAAGAGCGAUCGCUGAGAGCGACGACGCGAACGAUCGAGGGAAAAGAAAACACGGCACUUUCGCGCUCGAUGUCCAUGGGAAGAAAGGGUCUGAGCUCGCUGAAGAAAAAUCUCAAAGAAUCUAGCAGAUGCAUCAGCAAGUCCCAGAAAGAAGUAUCAAGAAGCUUGGCUUCGAAAAUGCAAAAAUACCGCGGGGAAGAUCAGGAUCCUCCCAUUCGAACUAGGUGUGCAAAAGACUACGACGUAGAGGUCUCGCUGCAAGAGCAGAAAAGCUUCUGGAACAGAAAAUCAUCUAGACCCAGGGAAGAAUUCAGGAGUACCAGAUCGUCUCGCGUUUUGAAAUCAAAGCGUCGCCAGGACGACGGUGCCGAUUGCAACCGGAGGAACGGAUCCGGUGAAUUCGCGAACGACUCCUGUGGCACACCCGUAACCGYCGGCGCAACCGAUGAUCUCUCAACCGAUGUGCAUGAAAUCAAGUACGAGGUGACGGAWCAAAACCCAAACGUAGUUGUCGUACCCACGGCCGAUGUCCUGUUUKAAUCCCUGGAAGUUAUUUGCUGCCAUCAAACCGACACUYUGGACAGGAUUACCGCAGCAUUGCCUCCCCAUAUAUAAACACAAAGGAAGGCGUGUUUAUUACGAGUACGUAUGAUUCGCACACAAUUUUUCGCUCCAAAUAAGAGAAAAAUAUCGAUGGCUGCUAUUCAUAUCUUCGAAACAAGGUAUUGUCUGCUCGUUGCAUACGUUUCUAUAUCGUGGGCAUCCAUCAAGCGAAGCAAUCCUAAACCAAAGACAGGGAGUGGGGCAACACUGCACUAAACACCACCGAGUGUAACUGCAUCGCAAAACGAACGAGUCAUUUCUACAUCCUUCUACAUCAAGCYUUUAUGUGAACCAGUUUAUUCUACGAUACCGACGAGGACAGUAGAAAGAGUUCGUUUUGCGUUGGGAAGUUUGGAAAUGCAAAACAAUAUAUUAGAAAUAGGGUUUAUUAGAUGACAACAAUUUCAGCACGCUUGUUCCUCUSUUACAUUCUUAUCGACGAAGUACUGAACCAAGUUGUGGAAGGAAUAGGUACGAUAUUCCUGCCAAACCAAGGCAAGCCAGGACAUGUUUCAAAAAAGCAGAGUAAGCCAG